Molecule: messenger RNA, 1085 nt
Organism: Physella acuta
Lineage: Eukaryota; Metazoa; Mollusca; Gastropoda; Physidae
Product: chymotrypsinogen A-like
Biological process (GO): proteolysis
Molecular function (GO): serine-type endopeptidase activity
Source: RefSeq, a predicted model, not a curated record
AUAAACAACGAAUGUAUCUUUUCUACAGACGUUUAAGCCAAGAUUUUGAUCUUUCAACCAGUCAAUGUUUUAUAUAGAAAUAAAGACAAUGAAAAUACUGAAAAAUGUUUUGGUUCUGUUAUUACUUUGUAUGAAGCCUGGUCAUAUCAAAUCUCAAUCAGACGAUUGCUCUUUCGGCAGAAGUAUCAAGUUUCCUAUAGAAAUGUACCAAGAACAUUACCACUACAAUUACCCCGAACCAACUCUAGUCAAAGACUUGCCGUCCCCGCCUAUAUUAAACCAAGGUCAAUGUGGCGUGUCUAAGAACGACCAAUCACAACAGAUUGUAGAUGGCGAAGACGCACCAGCUAAUGCUUGGCCUUGGCAAGUUUCUUUACGCAUUUCUAGCGCAAGGUGUGGAGGAGUUAUUGUUAGCAGUGAAUGGAUCGUGACGGCUGCACACUGUCUGCGAGGUAAUGAAACUUUGGUAUACUAUGGAAACAACAACUAUCGAAAAGCCAAUACAACUCGCACUAAAGCGGUGUUUGAACAUGAAGACUAUGAGGUUGAUUUGGCCCUUUUUAAACUGUCCUCCCCGUUAACGUUUACAGACUCAGUCCAGCCUAUCUGUUUGCCAGAGGGUAAUAUUUGGGACGCCUCGCCUUGUUUUAUCACAGGCUGGGGAUCUACGCAACAUUUUGUUUAUAAGUCUGUUGCACCAGACCUGCUUCAACAGCUUCGUGUCAGACUAUUGAACCAAACUCUGUGCAUCGCUUACAACUCAUUUCUUGGAAUAAUUGACUUGGGCGGCAAUAAUUUAUGCAUGACUUCCGCUGGACACUCUAGCGCCAGUAAAGGAGACUCUGGUUCAGCACUGAGCUGCUUCAAGAAUGGACGUUACUACUUGGUGGGAGUACUCACACAUGUUAUUCCAUUGGAUGGGGAUUUUAUUAGUUACGCAGUAUCUGUCCCUGAGAAUAUUCAGUGGAUAACUGACACAAUAAGUGAAAAUUCUUAGGGAAUUCAAACAAACUUUCAUAAUUCAAAGAGGCACGACUUUAAGUAUUAGCCUUUUUUAUCCUUGCAAAUGAAGCAAAUUAGAUUUA